UAUUUAUUACUAUAUUAGUUUUAUCAAUAUGAAGUUCUCGGUGGGAGUUCUGUUGGCUCUAGUGGCGCUUGGAUCUGCCAGGCAUAUAACUCUUGAAGAUGUCAUAGAAUUUGAAAGCCAUCCAGCGUAUGGUUACAUUGAAAAGAUUGGCAAGCCGCUUGCUGAUGAAGUUAGGAUAAAAGAAGAAGCUGCCUUGGAUGAUCCAUCUCGCAUUAUUGGAGGUUCCCAUGCAGUACUUGGACAGUUCCCUUACCAGGUUGGACUUCUAACGGAAUAUCCACAUGGAGUUUCUGUAGCCAGUGCAGUACUUAUCUCUGCAAGACGAGUGCUUACUGCCGCCCACAACAUAAACGAUGCUGUGCUACAUGUGACGAGAAUUAACGUUAUCUUGGGUUCUGUAACUAUAUUUACUGGAGGUACUCGACUGGUGAGCACAAGCUUCGUUUUGCACGAAAACUGGGCACCUCCAGUCAGGAAUGAUAUCGCUAUUAUCAAUUUGCCGCACAACGUUGGCUUUACUAAUAUUCUUUCUCCUAUCGCUCUGCCCUCUGGUGCUCAACUCAAUGAAAACUUUGUUGGUGAUAUCGCUAUUGCAUCAGGUUACGGCAUGACCUCGGAAUUUGGAGGAAUACCGUCUAACCAACGCUUGAGUUUUGUCCAUUUGCCUGUAAUUUCAAACAAUGAGUGUAUUCAAACCUUUGGAUCAACCAUCUUGGCGUCCAAUCUUUGCACGAGUGGAGCUGGCAAAAGGGGCAUUUGCACCGGAGACUCUGGAGGCCCUCUUGCUGUUACAAGAAACAACAGACUAGUUUUGAUUGGUAUUACAUCAUUCGGCUCACCCCGUGGUUGUGAAGCCAGCCUGCCGUCUGGUUUCGCCAGAGUCACAUCCUUCAUGAGCUGGAUCAACAGACACCUCUGAAACUUUAUAAUGAACAAAUGUAAUGUUAGUUGCUGAAUGAAGUGCCUAUUAAUUACUAUGUUUUUUCAAAUAAAAUAUUUAAAAACUUA
Spodoptera frugiperda (fall armyworm) is the source of this 1008-nucleotide messenger RNA. Its product is annotated as brachyurin-like. Gene Ontology annotation, molecular function: serine-type endopeptidase activity. The transcript has 5 exons. Gene Ontology annotation, biological process: proteolysis. NCBI's taxonomy places the organism in Eukaryota, Metazoa, Arthropoda, Insecta, Lepidoptera, Noctuidae. Bases 29 to 919 code for a protein of 296 amino acids. The record is from RefSeq and is a predicted model, not a curated record.